AUGACAGUUCUGCCUCUUGAGAUUGCUAACUGGGACCAUGUAGCACCUUUUUGCCUAUCCUCGCAUAGGGAGUCGUUCCCGGAUUCGAGCACUAAGGCGUUCAUUCCUUUCACCAACGCGUUCCAUGCCAGCCCGGCCGGAUCUACGACCAUGACAACGGAACGUCCAUUCCUUAUGAAUAUCUCGUGUUUGUCACGGGCUACUGGACGCCCUGGUGCACCGGUAGCGUACGAAAAAGGCGACAGGAGACGAAGAGAAUCCAAGGUGAUCCAGGAGAAGGUAAAGAGCGCGUCGAACAUCGUUGUGAUUGGAGGUGGCGCGUACGGCAGGUCGCCUUCGAUAUCAAAGACCAAUAUCCGUCGAAGAAGGUCACAGCUCAUCCAUUCCCGCCCGCUGGUGAUGAACCGCUUCCAUCAUGCCUUGCAUGAUAUCGUCAUGGAGAGGUUCAAGGCCGCAGGGAUCGAAACUAUCCUCGGACAGAGAAUCAAGGGUAUUCCGGAUUGGUUCCAGAAUGAUGAACCGAGUUUUCAAUCACCCUUGCUGACGGAAGGGAAAUCCCUUGUACAGGAUCUACCGUUCCCCUUGAGCGAUCCCCUAUUGUCGCUGUCACCGUCAUCAGUAGAUCCGGAAACCAAAUAUGUCAAGGUGAAGCCUACGUUGCAGAUUGUAGACCCCAAGUACCCGCAUGUGUUUUCUAUCGGAGAUGUAGCAGAUACUGGAGCGCACAAAGCCGCUCGGCCCGCCAUCGCCCAAGCCCAGAUCGUUCUCAGAAACAUACAGAAACUCAUGAAGGAUGAGAAGGCAGAACUGGAGACGUACAAGCCCGACCUUCCUGCGAUACAUUUGGCUUUGGGAUUCCGGCCGAGCAUUAAAUUUAAAAACCCGACGUCGCCUGAUGGAGAGCCUAUGAAGAUAUUGGAUGAUCACGGUGACCUGGAAGCUGGGUGCGGCAAAGUAUGGGCGAUGAGGGCUCCCGGUGUGGUAGACUAUAGACUCUGA
Messenger RNA from Desarmillaria tabescens, 999 nucleotides. Its product is annotated as FAD/NAD-P-binding domain-containing protein. The transcript is spliced from 5 exons. Gene Ontology annotation, molecular function: electron-transferring-flavoprotein dehydrogenase activity; flavin adenine dinucleotide binding. The coding region runs from base 1 to 999 and encodes 332 amino acids. NCBI's taxonomy places the organism in Eukaryota, Fungi, Basidiomycota, Agaricomycetes, Agaricales, Physalacriaceae. The record is from RefSeq and is a predicted model, not a curated record. Gene Ontology annotation, cellular component: cytoplasm.